UUCGGUCGUGCGGGCUCCAUAACGCUCGUUUGAAAACGAGUUUCCUUUCUUUGAUUCUACGAAAUUGAAAAGCAAAGAUAAUCCGGUGAUCAGUGAGUGAAGGUGUGUGAUAAAUUCGCAAUCUGUUUCCCUAAUCCGUUGUGGUUCUCUAGGAGAGUGUGAAUCAAAGAAGCGAUCGAAGCAACCAACCGGUGUCCGCCACUUUCAAAAGCCCGCGAACCGUGGUGUAUAGCAGCUGACGCCUACGUCCAAGGUCCUUCACCAAGUUCCAGCGCGUACUACGUUAUCUGUAGCUAUCCCUCCGGUGUGCACAGUGAGUGAGCUGGCUCUCAGUGUUGGUGAGAAGUCCUUUUUGGAGAUUGAACCGCGCCUUCCGAACACCUGCCUGCGUCUGGCGCCUUUUCCAGCCAUCUGUUGCAGCUGAGCCUCGUGUAGUGCGCGCGUGCCUCUGUCUGUGAGGGUGUGUAGCGUGUGUAAAAACGUUCGCCGUAGAGGGCUCGUCCUUUCCAGGCAGGAAGGAUAUCGAUUAAUCACAACGAAAGGGAACAAGGAGCAGCAAAAGGGACCGGGAGUUUGUGUCAGCUGCGGUGUGUCUGAGGCGAAGGUCGCCGGAACAGAGCGUGUGUGAAGGGGUGUCGCACGUGAAGACGCGCACAACGAGAGCCAAUCCUUUGGUGAAUUCGAUCGAGAUCUCGGAAGUCCACAUGCAUCCAUCCAAUUUUAUUUAAAAAUUCUGAAACGAAAGCGAGCAACGACUACUUGAGUACGCAAAAGCAACACGUCCCUUAACAGUAUCACUCUUUAGCGAUCGAUCGAAACCGAAAACGAUGUACAACAUGAACGCGGCCAACAUUCUCGAGCUGCAAACGUGGAUCGUCUACCAGCGGGUCGCCGUCGAGUGUGCAAACUGCUUGUAAACCCCUUUUGUUAUUUUGAUUUCGUUCAUCCAAAAAACACAUCGCAAAUUCAUCGCAAAGCAACAAGAAGUAUAACUUCUUACGAUCACCGUCUCCUUAUUGUCUUUCGCUGUUGCGUUACAAAUUAUCUACACAGUACUCGUCAUAAUGAUUGAUGCAGUUAUGACCGAUAAUGCCUUCAAAGCGAAGGACAUUGGCCUACGGGCGCAAAAGAAGAUCCUUUCGCGAAUGGCCACGAAGAAUGUGGCAAAAGUGUUCAUCGAUGGUACAACCGCGUCACUGCUGGACAACGUCUACCGGUUGGUAAAAGUGCAUACUGGCAGCAAAAAGGAUGCAGAGCGGCUGGUAAAGAACAUCAUCAAGAUCGUCAUCAAGAUCGCGGUUCUACACCGCAACGGACAGCUGAAUGCGGACGAGCUGAAACAAGCGGAACGGUUUCGCAGCAAGUUCCAAACCCUACAGAUGGCCAUCCUGUCGUUCUACGAGGUCGACUAUAGCUUCGAUCUGAGCUACCUGCAGAAGUCGCUUGCCGAUUGCCGCGGUCUACUGCGUGCCGUGGUUGUGCGCCAUUUGACCGAUAAAUCACUCGGUCGGAUCGAUGAAGUGUUUGAGACGUUCAGUGACUCCUCCCUGCUCGAGACGGCCUUCCGGCAAGAUUCGCCCUACCGGGAGAUCAUGGACAAGAUCGUGCUCGAUCUGAACAAGGCGAUGGAAAACGGAGACAUUUAAUAACGAGGAACCGUCCGUUGUCGUUUCCGGGCCGGAAGAGGAUUAGUCGCUAGAUGUGUUGUGUGUGUGUGUGUGCGUGUGCAGCAUUGUCUUUCAGCAAGUCGCGUUACUCUCGUAGUCAUUUGUAGCAGCACCUAGCAACAGGCAGCAGGCGCAGCAGCAGCAGCAACAGCAACAGCAGCACAGAUGCACGCACGCACCGCUCAGAGUCACAGAGGAGGUUUUCUCUGCUUACUAGAUUUCCUCACACAAAGCAUCGUACCCAUUGUUCAGUAAACCGAUGGCUGUAGCUGUGCUACAGUGCUAGUGUGCGGUGGAUCGAGAACUAGAAUCACACUAGCUUAAGAAGACGACGCAUCCGCUCUCAUCCAAAUCGAAGCUAGAGUCAUUGAGAGGAUCCGUGUGUGUGUGUGUGUUUGUAUGUGUGAAGAUGCCUCAAAGUUUAAUUUAUAGUCCGAUUGUGGAUAAGCUAAGUUAAUUAGAUCGUACUAAGAAGAAGAAAAGCGAUCCGUCACAUGGGAGGCGGAAGCACAAACAAAGUGGAUAGUUACUUCUGUUACUAUCUGUCCAUAUCAUCAUCAGGUGAAGGUGAUUUUUCGAAGAUAUUCUGCUAGCCUAACGUCGAACAAGAUGCUCACAAACGCAAACGAUGGCACCACCAAAUAGAAGGAUAGAUUAGUAGUACCAACAGCUCAUACAGAAAUACCCCAUCUUGUCCCCAUUCCUCGUAUUCAUAUCGUUUCGAAUGUCAACUGUAGCAACAAAAGGCACAAGGAACCAGCAAUUGGACCACUUUUGAAAACUUUACGCCACAACAGUGUGCACAGUUUGCGAUAACACCUAGUCUUUCAGUUUCCUGAACUGUCGCAAGUGUUCGUCUUGAGCACAGCAAGUAGUAGUCUUGAAAACACAUCGAAAAGCGUAAAACAUCCGAAGGUUGGUUUGCUUCUUUGGCAUGGUUAGGAGAGAUGGAUGCUUGAAUGAUAUUGAUAGUUUAUCUAGGGAGGGGCGACCGAUUGUAGGAUUGGGGUUUAACAGAGCCACGCGUUUCUAAAGUGUAAGCGGAGUCGUGGAAGAACAGAGUCAGGCGAGAAGAUGGAUGAUAUUGAACAAAAUAAAGAAACAACCGAUGAUAUUUUGAAUGGGCACCUAGAAACAUGCUGUGUUGUCUAUCU
Anopheles darlingi is the source of this 2821-nucleotide messenger RNA. It is a transcript of the gene sigmar, whose product is annotated as tumor necrosis factor alpha-induced protein 8-like protein. NCBI's taxonomy places the organism in Eukaryota, Metazoa, Arthropoda, Insecta, Diptera, Culicidae. The transcript is spliced from 6 exons. Gene Ontology annotation, biological process: regulation of apoptotic process. The coding region runs from base 1065 to 1646 and encodes 193 amino acids. Gene Ontology annotation, cellular component: cytoplasm. The record is from RefSeq and is a predicted model, not a curated record.